AUCAUGUUGGGAGAGAAAAGUCAAAGCAAGAGGGAAGAAUGAUGGGAGAGAUUAAAAAAACAAAAAAAGAAGUGAAAUGGUACGUGCUGAUUUACAUUCAGUCUCGUUAGAUCCUUCUCUGGAUGCGGAUGGUGGUUUCCAUCCAAAGUCCCUUGGGAUUGCCUUGGAUCACCGAACCGCUGAGAAGAACCGAGUCUUUCCUAGUCAAUCAUGGCACAUCCUGGCCGUUCCUGUGAACAGAGCAUCCUGGUUCUGCUUGUUUCGCUCAGUCCAUGUAAAUCUCUCCAGGCCUUUCUAAAAUCAGCUUGUUCGUCAUUUUUUAUAGAACAUUAAUAUCCUGUUACCUUCAUGUGCCACAGCUUGUUCAGCCACUCCCCAACUGAUGGGCAUCCACUCCUUUUCCAUUUCUUUGCCACUACAGACGGGGCUGCCACAAACAGUUUUUGCACAGGUGGGUCCCUUUCCCUCCUUUAAGAUCUCUUUGGGGUGUAAGCCCAGUAGAAACACUGCUGGGUCAAGGGUGUGCAGUCUGACGGCCUUUUGGGCAGAGUUCCAUACUGUUCUCCAGAGUGGUUGCAUCCGCUCACAACUCCACCAACAAUGCAUCAGUGGCCCAGUUUUCCCCUCCAACAUUUAUCACUGUCUUUCCCUCGGCCAGUCUGAGACUCCACGUAAAUAUUGAGAGCAGCUGUUUCCAUGGCAACAAAGAAUCGGACCCUGAUGUGCAUCAGUUGGGGGCUGGCUUAGAAAGACAAAGGGGGAACAGGUGACCGAGUAUGGUUCCAGAGGACCGGGCCCAGCACGCGCCGCUCACAGACAGGGAGCCGAGGGGUUCGGGGCGCGGCGAGUGCAGGACUCUGCUUGCCUGCCUGUCUCUGUAAUGAUUUUUGUUCUUGCUUUCUCGGCGGGCGGGCAGGAGAGAGUUCAGAGCCGAAACUAAAAUCGAACCAAAAAAACAAUGACUUAGGGCAGUGUGGUUUGGGAAGACUUCCUGGAGGAGGAAGUGGUGCUUGAGCAGGCCCUUGGAGGAUGGGACAGCCCGCUACUCAGUUCAUUUUCAUUUUGAGUGUGACUUCCUUUUUUGUUUGUGAUCAAUGAACAUCCAUUGAUUUUCUCUCCCCGUCUCCUCCCCUGGAAGCCCGCCGCUGUCCCCGGCUCUGAGUUGGCCGGGAGCCUCGCAGCCGAGUCGCCGGCGAUCUGCCCAAUGGAGCGGGGGCAUUAGGAGCCGUGGCCAGCGAGCUCUCCCUCCCCUGCUGGGGGAGGGGAGAAGAAGGCGCAGAGGCGAGGAGGGAGAGACUUAGCCCUCCGUCCGAUGAUGUGUCAGUCCAGCACCUUGCAGGGAGCAGAGCUGCACAAGGGGAAAUGGUUGCAGUUCCCCCAGCUGGCCCUGAGGCGGAGGUUGGGCCAGCUCAGCUGCAUGUCUAGGCCGGCUCUGAAACUCCGCUCCUGGCCUCUCACAAUCCUCUAUUACCUGCUGCCUUUCGGUGCCCUUAAGCCUCUGAGCAGGGUAGGAUGGAGGCCCGUGAGCAGGGUGGCCCUGUACAAGUCUGUGCCCACGCGGCUGCUGUCGCGAGCCUGGGGGCGGCUGAACCAGGUGGAGCUGCCCACCUGGCUGCGGAAGCCUGUGUACAGCCUGUACAUCUGGACCUUCGGGGUGAACAUGAAGGAGGCGGCCGUGGAGGACCUGGACCACUACAGGAACCUGAGCGAGUUCUUCAGCCGCAAGCUGAAGCCGCAGGCCCGGCCCGUGUGCGGCCUGCACAGCGUGAUCAGCCCGUCUGACGGCAAGAUCCUCAACUUCGGCCAAGUUCAGAACUGCGAGGUGGAGCAGGUGAAGGGGGUCACCUACUCCCUGGAGUCCUUCCUGGGCCCGCGGGCCCCCGCGGACGACCUGCCCUUCAGCAGGAACAGGAACGGCAACGGCGGCGGCAACGGCAGCAACAAUGGCGGCGGCAACAGCAGUGGCAACCUUGGCGGCAGUAAUGGCAACGGGGGCCAGGCUGGCACAGCCACGGCGCGCGGCUCCUUCCAGAACCAGCUGGUCACCAAGGAGGGCAACGAGCUCUACCACUGUGUCAUCUACCUGGCCCCCGGCGACUACCACUGCUUCCACUCGCCCACCGACUGGAGGGUGGCCCACCGGCGCCAUUUCCCAGGCUCCCUGAUGUCGGUGAAUCCCGGCGUCGCGCGCUGGAUCAAGGAGCUCUUCUGCCACAACGAGAGGGUGGUCCUGACGGGGGACUGGAAGCACGGCUUCUUCUCCCUCACCGCCGUGGGGGCCACCAACGUGGGCUCCAUCCGCAUCUACUUCGACAGGGACCUCCACACCAACAGCCCCAGGUACAGCAAGGGCUCCUACAAUGACUUCAGCUUCGUCACGCACAGCAACAAGGAGGGCAUCCCCAUGAGGAAGGGGGAGCACCUGGGGGAGUUCAACCUGGGCUCCACCAUCGUCCUCAUCUUCGAGGCCCCCAAGGACUUCAACUUCCACCUGAAGCCGGGCCAGAAGAUCCGCUUUGGGGAGGCCCUGGGCUCCCUCUAGGCCGGCCCCUCCGCCCCAGGCGGAUGCGACCCGGGAGACCCUGUAGGUCCGCGGGAAGGCCGAGGCUUCGGACUGCGCCGGGAGCCGCCCGAGCCCAGCCGUGGGGAGCUCCGGGGGCCUGGCUGCGCGUGGACAGGCUCGGGGCGCCCCCAACUCCAGCCUCUGAGGAGGCAGGGAGGCAGCCUUAGCCCUGCUCUCUGCCCCACGGCCGGGCGGGCCCGGGAGCUCGGGUGGAUUUCUGGGUUCUGCGCCGAUGUCCGGGACCGGCAGUGCUGGGUCUGGCCCGCGUCGGUUCCGUGGGUGACGGUUUUCUUUCGAAGGCGGUCGACGUUUUCAUUCUCUUUCCGUUAGUGACCAUCGUGGGCUGCGGCCCGUGUCUUAGCCUCCUCCCAAUGAAGCCUCCCACAAUCUCCUGGAUCUUUUCAGGCCUUAAUCCCUGCUCCCCCACAUCCUCCGGGAACCCAGAUCUCCCCCUUCCCCCCCCCGGGCCCCGGGAGAGGCUGCUUGCUGGUGCACGGGGUGAGAUGCUUCGGCAUUGACUGUGGACCAAGAGUCAGCUCCUUGAGCCGCCCCUGGGGCCGAUUGUUGUUUGUUUUGUUUCUUUAAAUUUACUUUUUUUGGAAAUGUUGGGGGGGGGGCCAAUCUUCCCUUGCACUGACUCCUGGGAACUUCUCUGUUGCCAACGUUUGUGUGCCUGGGAGACGGGCGGCUGUGCACGAGAACCCCGCCCCGGCCUCUAAAGCAGCGGCCUUCUUGGCCUUAGGACAGCGAAGGGAGGGCGGCCGAACCACGAGCGAGCGGGUGUCCAAGGGAGCCCAGGCGGCCCGGCCAGGAGAACGCGGCCCACCCCAGCGCUUAGUGCAGACGGGCAGGGUUUCUCCAAGCCCACUCGAGUCGGUGGGAGUGACGCCCCCUGCCCCCAGCCGGCGGCUCCGGGGAGCAGCUGUUUGCUACUUGAAAAGGGCCCAGAGGCCACCCUGGGAGUGGGGGGUCAGGAAGGUCGCCGCUCUUGGGGGAAGGGGUGCCGUCACUCUGUACUGGGGAGGGGGCUUGGGGAUGCUGUGAAUUUCUCCUGCCAGGAGAAUCCAUUGACUCUUCCACUGUAUCAGUAGCACAGUAUUUUUGUACGUCAGCCGAGACCGGGGAACAGGCGCUCAUUUAAUUGCAAACAUUUUCCAAUAAAAAAGAUUACAUUGCAAACA
Messenger RNA from Antechinus flavipes (yellow-footed antechinus), 3744 nucleotides. RefSeq names its product phosphatidylserine decarboxylase (gene PISD). Gene Ontology annotation, cellular component: mitochondrion. Gene Ontology annotation, biological process: phosphatidylethanolamine biosynthetic process. NCBI's taxonomy places the organism in Eukaryota, Metazoa, Chordata, Mammalia, Dasyuromorphia, Dasyuridae. The record is from RefSeq and is a predicted model, not a curated record. The transcript is spliced from 8 exons. Bases 1313 to 2542 code for a protein of 409 amino acids. Gene Ontology annotation, molecular function: phosphatidylserine decarboxylase activity.